UACCCUGCCAAAACUGAUCAAUGUGCACCGUGUUCCAGUUAUAUUCUGUUUUCCGAAUCCAAAAGAUGUCCAGGUCCAGGUUCCAGUCGGAGUAAAAUCGCCUAUGUUGCGCUAGAGAGGUUGAAUAGAGACAAUGGGGAAUAGUGUGGGCAUAUCUCCCAUGCUCAUUUGUCUGCUCAUCUCAGUAACAAAGGCAGUUUUUCCGAACACUGAGAAUGCCAAAGAGUUUAAGAUGCAGCAUGCCACUAAAGACGAUGAGGCGUCCCCUCGUGGGCAUCUUGAGCCCCUCGGUUCGCACGGUCCUCCGACUGGCAAGCUUGAUAUUGUGGACAAUGUGCCUUCGCCGCCUGAGUUCUAUCAGAGAUACGUGAGACCGAGCAAGCCAGUUGUGUUAAAGGGUGCUGCAAGAAGUUUGCCAGCAUUUCAAUUAUGGACCGAUGAGUAUUUAAGGAAGGCGAAUGGUGCUUUAGAAGUAGAGGUGGAGGAGGGCAAGAAAGAAGACCGAAGUCUAAAUGUCUAUGUGAUGACACUCAAACAGUUUCUAGAUAAUUACCUGGAUGAAGAUCUCUACCUUGUGGAAUCUCUGAAACCCCAAUUACACGGUGACUUCGGCCUUCUGAGGUGCCUAUUGUGUGGUGGAUUCACACGUCUUCUUCAGGACACCAUCAUGUGGCUGAACAGCGGCGGUACAAAGUCCGUGCUGCACUACGAUGAUGUCGACAACAUCAACUGCGUCCUGGACGGUGACAAGAAAGUCUUACUUGUCGACAAAAAUGACGCUCACCACAUUGACAUGGAUCGCGCAGAGGGCGGUUAUAGCAAUGUUGAUGUUGACAUGGUGGACAUGUACAAGUAUCCAGGUCUUCAAGAUCUGCCAUAUUAUCUUGUAAAUCUGUCACGAGGGGAUUGCCUAUACUUGCCAGCAAGGUGGCCACAUCAUGUCAGGUCCGGUCACAGUCGUAGCCUGGCUGUCAACGUGUGGUUUGCACGAUUGCAGUGGUUUGAUGAAGAAGAUUGCCACAAGAGGGAGCUACCAGACUUUGAACCGCUGCAUAACUAUCGUUUCUCGUCCACAAACGAGCCACUGAGGUCCGAGAUUUUGGCAAAAGCAGUUGGUAUGAACGAGUUGAAUGAAGAAGACUUGUGGAACUGCUACUCUUCAUUCCUUGGCUCCAGAAACCAAUCGCAAAAGGUCUUUCGAUUUCUGGAUGCAGAUGGUGACGGCCUGGUAUCCUGGAGAGAGAUGUAUGCAAUCGAUGCAGACACAUUCGUGAAGCUCUUUCCGUGGCUCUUCAAACCAAAGACGAAUCUUGAGGGACAACCUCCACGGCCUGUUGACGAGCUCUGACACCCCAAAAUGCUUUCGGUUUCAGACCGUGUUGAGUCUGUAUUUUGUUCUCCAUUUUGAAUCAGUACAUUGGAAAUGUUGUUUAAUUACCUCCGCCCAACGGAGUUGGAGGAGAUUAUGUGAUCGCUCUUGUGUGUUAGUGUGUUCGUGCGAUCGA
Molecule: messenger RNA, 1505 nt
Organism: Priapulus caudatus
Lineage: Eukaryota; Metazoa; Priapulida; Priapulimorpha; Priapulimorphida; Priapulidae
Product: jmjC domain-containing protein 7-like
Exons: 8
Coding region: 134-1348 (404 amino acids)
Molecular function (GO): 2-oxoglutarate-dependent dioxygenase activity; calcium ion binding
Source: RefSeq, a predicted model, not a curated record